CCACCAUCCGCUCCCCAGCGCUUCCCUUUUUUCCCGUGCCAACCCGUACUGAAAAGUCCUCCCUUUCUUGCCUCCCAUCGCUUCACGCGACAACCAGAUCUGAUUUCAUCAUUUCGAGCGAUUUUUCCAAUCUGAAUGACCUCGGUCAAUCCACUCCCUUUCUUCCCGCGUUAAUCGGAUGCUGUUUCCCCAAGUUAGACCUCAUGCUCCGCGACGAGCUUCUCCGGUCUAAGAACGAUGAGAUCGCAAACUGUUUGUUGUCGCGCAAGCGAAAACUGACCGAGUUGUAUUAUGCGACCGUGGGUUUUGAGGCUGCGACCACCGACUCCCUCUACCAGCAGAAAGAACAGGCCUUCCUUGACGCCAACGACCUCACUAAAGGACGCUACUUUAAUGAAUCUACGCUUCCGUUGCCCACCCAUGCGCGCGCGCGUUCGUCGAUCCAGAAGCCUGUCACGCCUGCUGUCACCGCGGAGGUGAAGGACCAGCAACCUGCUGGGAUCACUCCGCCCCCGACAGUCGAUGGUCGCGCCCCUCUGCUACCCACCGGGGCAAGCCCUCAAGGCGCGUCCACCUUGCCCUUACCGACCGCUGUCGCAUCUACUACACAGCCUGCCCCGGCUUCAACUCAACCCACUGAACCUGGACAAGCCCCCUCGGUCGCCCAAGAUCUCAAAGUUCCCUCUGCGAUUGCACCAUCCAAUCAGUCUGUAGCCGAUCAGACAGCGAACGUGCCCGUGCCAGCGACUCGUCUCGGCUCUCAGGACCACGAUGGAGCAGAGAUCACAGUCUCUUCUGGUGCAGCUAAACCCGCCUCGACGAUUGGAACGGCUCCCUCUUCCUUGGAAAUCCCUUCUACCGCCCAUCCCCGAAAGAAAUCGGACGCGCGACCCUCUCUCACACUAGGCCCCUCACAUCCCGUACAACCUCUCUCACCCGCCUCAUCGAUCGACCCUUACUCUACAAAUACCCCUAUUCCUGUCGCCGCAUCACCCGAUACCAGCCCUGGGGAAGAGAUGACUGAUAUCAGGAAGCUUGGCCGUCAAAGUCCCAGGCAAAGCCCCAAGGACAGCCGAUCUACGCACCCCCGUCCAGGUCUAAUUCCAUCGACGCCGGACGAGCAACUACGAAUGGAGGAAGCCCAGUCAUUGCAGCAGGGAAGUAUUAACGGCCUGUCAUUGGGCAACGGGACCAUUCAGGAGACCGAGGAAACCCGCGCCGACAAAGACCAAAUGGAUAUUGAUCAAGAACCUUUGGUCGCACCUCAAGACUCUAAGCUUCCCCCCAAAUCGGCUACUACUGGGAGGGAGAUGCUGUCUCCUACCGAGCGAUCGGCUGAUGAAGAUCGGCCCGUUGGCGAAACAACUACUGAGAUCAAGAAGCCGAUAUCUAUCCCACCGACCCAGCCGGACAUUUCUCAGCCGCGCAUGACAACUCGUGUUUCGUCUGGAGCUAUCCGUCAUAAGUCCGUUUCUGAAAUCCUGGGCGAGACACCAAGACACACGGCCCACGAUAAAAGCCAGGCAACCGGUGAACCCCACACGCCCGAAAGUCUUGCUCGUAUGCGAUUCAAAGAUCGCAAGGACCGGGAGAAGGAGAGGACUAGGGUUUCAACCGUCGUUUUUCCAAAGCAGCCUCCGUCUCUGCAAGAUAAGGCUGAGUCUAUGGAUCUUGUGGGCCGGGACUCGGGGGAUGCGGUUGCCAAGUUGAAUGAAGAACAGGACUACCUGUUCACGUUGUUCUUGAAUAGGGCGUAUGCUCCACCGAGAGGAACCAAUCUCAACACUCUUCUCGCAUCGGCCCAUAAGACAUUGAGCACGUCCAACCAUCUUCUGGAGUAUCAAGAGCAGAUGGACUGCCGCACACUUCGACGUAUCUACGCGUUACAGAAUGCUAAUCGAUGGCCUCUGCGGCAAAUGAAGCGAUCAGCUGAACCCCCUCGCUCGUUUAGCCACCAGGACGUCCUAUUGGACCACAUGAAGUGGAUGCGCACGGAUUUCCGCGAGGAACGGAAGUGGAAGCUAGCUGCAGCGAAGAGCUGUGCUGAUUGGUGUGCGGAAUACGUCAACAGCGACGACGAGAACCGGUCACUCCUUCGUGUCAAUGCUAAAAUCCCCACGCCCAAAUGCGUGGCAUCUGAUGCAUCGAAACUGGGUGUGGCUUCUCCCUCGGAAGACACGGGCGACGAGACAUUUGCAGCAUCUCACCCGACACCGGAUCUGGUACCAUCCGCGGAAGAGGAAUCGGUCAGCGAUGGAUUCAAUGAGGAGACUCGGCAUGAUCUUCACGAUACCGUGGCCCCUGCGGCUAUCUUCUCAUUGGGCUCCGACGAGUUCAAUUUCUCUAUUGACAUGACCCCUUCUGCGGAGAAGCUGCUGGACGAAUUGCCACUUUACCAGCCUGUACACUAUGUCCACGAGACUCGGACCCCAGCAUUCAAAGACCUCCCCGACUCGGCUUGGAAGCAUGACCUCCUUCCUGUCUCGAAGUUUGCUUCUACCAAGAUUACUUUCCAUAAAGAUGAACAGCGCCCUCGUAAACACACCCGAUACGACUACUCUCAAUAUGGUUCCGCAUCCGAGAAUCGCCUCACAGACCUGCCGCCAGAGCAGACCAAUGUCGCUCUCUUCCGUCCCGAGAAUAAACCUAUUCGAGACCGCAUUCACCCUGGUCACUCCUUCCGACCACCUACCGAGCAUCCGAUGCCGUCAGUUGGAUUCUUCGAAUCUCGACAGUCUUCUCAGUGGACUUUAUCAGAAGAUGACGAACUCCGCCGCCUGGUCAAGGAAUACUCUUACAACUGGUCUCUCAUCUCGAGCUGCCUAACUUCACCAUCAUUGUUCACGUCUGGAGCCGAGAGACGUACCCCUUGGGAAUGCUUUGAACGUUGGGUGGGCUUAGAAGGCCUCCCAGCAGACAUGUCCAAGACGCAGUACUUCCGGGCUUAUCACCAGAGACUUGAAACUGCCCAGCGUACUGUCCUGGCUCAGCAGCAAGCUGCCCAACAGCAACAGCAACAAGCGGCUAACAAUGGUCAACCACAGCAGCCUGUUCGUCGGAGAACCACUCAGCCCUUACGGGUGGAUAGACGUAGAUCGUCAAGACAUCUGGCUUUGCUUGAUGCCAUGCGGAAGCUGGCUAAAAAGCGGGAAACGAUAUUGCAAAAGCAGCAGCAUGCAUCUCAUCUCGCUUCGUUGAGGAAGGCAAAUGAGGCCAAUCAACCCAAACCUCCAAUUUCCUCGCCGGCAGAGUUCAGUCGUCUUAAGCACGAGCGGGAAAUGAAGUUGCAGGAACGCCAGGAGCAGUACCGACAGCAGAUGAUUGCUCAGCAAAGGGCAAGCAUGGUCGCUCAGCGUGGUGGCCAAUUGCCCAACCAGCAACAGCCACCACAGCAAAUGAUGAAUGCUCCAGGCCGACCUAAUAACCUGCCUCCGAACGGACCGAAUGCCGCCAUGGUAAACGGUACUCCAAAUGGGAUCCCUGCUGGGAUACCUCCUAAUGUUGGUGUUACUCAGGCUCGUGCUCAGCCCAUGCAAGGAAUGCCACCUGGGGCGGCACCCAUCAAUGGCCAGAUUGCAAACAAUCCGAUGGCCUUGAAAAUGAUGCCUCAGGGUCAGAUACCGAACGUGGGUGCCCGACCUGGCAUGCCAAUGCAGGCGUCUCCCGAUAACGCCCGAGUUAUGCGAGAGGCCAACCGUCUGCAAGAGCAACAACGCUUGCUGCAAUCCCGCCAGCAACAAGUUCCUCAGGCACCGGGCCAGCCUCAGCAGCCCCAGCAGCAGUUCCACAACCAGCAGUUCGCGCCGCAAGGCUCGCACUCUCCCAACCUCAAUGUGCCUAAUGUCAAUGGUGCUCCCAGCAACCCGGCUAUGAUGGCUGCUCUUCAAGCCCAGGGUGGGAUGCAGAGCCCAUCCUUCCACAGUGGCACCCCACAGGGGGUUUCGACUCCUUCGCCUCGCAUGGCUCAGCCGAAUCCGCUCUCGGGUGGCGUGGUUCCCACAAUCAGCACCUUCCAGAGUCAAAUCCAAAGGGCCAACCCCACCCUUCCUGCCGACCAAGUCAACAAGCUGGCCACCGAACGCCUCAACCAAUACCAGCAGCAACGCAUGUCUCAACAAGCUGCUAUCAACGCUGCUGCGGGUGGGAUGAACAACGUGCAAACCAAUUAUCAGGUUCCGCACGACGGGAACUUCCAGGCUCCCCAACAGCCUGGCAUGCCAAACGGAGGUCCUGCAAUGCAGGUUCCUCAGAAUCAGGGGUUCUCUCCGUUGAUGCGUGUCCCGCAAAACAGCCAACAGAAUCGGGUCAACGUCACUAGCUCUCCAGCAGUGAAUGGGGCCGCCGUUCCUCAGGCAAGCCGCAGUGCAACCCCACAAACCCAGCGCAGCGGGAGCGCUCAAGCUGGUGCAGUGCAAGGCUCGAGCAAGAGUCCACACCCCCCACCUGCACAGGCAGCGAGCAGCUAAUACCCAACAUGGUUCUGGGUGCUCCGCUGUUUUGCCCCCUUCCUCUUCAGAUGUACAUACUUCCCCACCUCACCCUUUUUGACUUUGGUUUAUUCCCUUUGUUCUUCUGCGUCGGUGCGCCGGGAUUCUAACGGCGCACCUUGCUAUUCUUUUGACACCCCUAACGCCAUCCUUGAAUCCUUCCCAGCGCGCUCUGAUUCUACUUUCAAUCUUGUCCGAAUCCCCCUUCCUCCUGGCGUGUUCAUUAAUCUAAUGAACCAGAUUUGGCACUGGCUCCAUGUUACCAGUGCCCUUUAAUUUUCUGGAUUUGAGCAUGUAUUAUCUUCUGGGACGGGCGAAAAUUCUGGGUUUGUUUUUUCAUUAGACCCACUGACUCACGAGCACGAAUUGUAUGAUUAGUUUCAAAUCUUAUCACAUUCCAUAUGGACUUGAUUGUACUUCGUCCC
Penicillium brasilianum is the source of this 4912-nucleotide messenger RNA. Lineage: Eukaryota; Fungi; Ascomycota; Eurotiomycetes; Eurotiales; Aspergillaceae. The record is from the annotation of a GenBank genome assembly.